Messenger RNA from Lymnaea stagnalis (great pond snail), 325 nucleotides. The record is from the annotation of a GenBank genome assembly. NCBI's taxonomy places the organism in Eukaryota, Metazoa, Mollusca, Gastropoda, Lymnaeidae.
UCGUCCUCCUGUGAUCGAAGCAAACCAAGUUCACGUAAAGAACAGAUGCCCGUGAGACAAGAGAUAACUCGUCCGUGCUCCCCAUCGUCAAAGAGAAAAAGAUUUGACGUCGAGACGGUCUUUAAACAUGAGAAUCCAACGAGGCAAAUUGCCUACUCGCCGGAAAAGAAAUUAUCUCCGGUUGAAAAGCCAGAUGUGAAAGCGAGGCGUAUGCGAGACCUGAUCGAGAGGAGGCACUGCUCCUCGCCUGAUAGAACACGCAAUGUGACAGCGGUGCAGCAUCACAAAGAGGCACACAUCCCCUACGGACACAAGGUGCGACGCC